Messenger RNA from Aspergillus nidulans FGSC A4, 873 nucleotides. RefSeq lists its product as uncharacterized. The coding region runs from base 1 to 723 and encodes 240 amino acids. NCBI's taxonomy places the organism in Eukaryota, Fungi, Ascomycota, Eurotiomycetes, Eurotiales, Aspergillaceae. The record is from RefSeq and is a predicted model, not a curated record. The transcript is spliced from 2 exons. Gene Ontology annotation, cellular component: vacuole.
AUGCGACAGCUAUCAACAACAGCACUCGUUCUCUUCCUGUUCUUCUAUUGCAGUAUCUCAACAGCGUGGAGCUUGCCAUACUUUGCAUAUCGCAAGCGUAUCCCGGAGCCGUUACUCAACAAGCCUCGCUCACGCCACGCGCGAAGCAUAGAGGACCUCGACGGACUCAAGGAGUGGUUGAGCAACCAGCAGCCGCUUAGAGGAGCAGUGAUGGCACCCCCAUCAGAGGAUAAUAAGCGGACAGUGACCGUGAAGGGCGGGGCCAAUAAUGAGCCCACUAUAUCUGACGUCCUGCCCAAGACCCGCGGUAUCAACAUCUACGCAUCACUCACCCGCCAGUUUGAAACCGUCGAAAGGCGGCUAAAGGACCAAACACAAAAUGUGACGGUUCUGGCACCUCGUAAUAGUGCUAUCCAAGAUCUUCCGCACAAGCCCUGGGAGAAUCCCGAUGAUUACGAGAAGUUCGGGGAAAUGAACGCGUAUGAGGGAGACAAGGGACAAGAUCGGGCGAAACGUAACCUGGAACGGUUUGUUUCUGCUCAUGUUGUGGCUCAGAGUCCUUGGAGGGAGGGAGAGGAGGCGGAAACACUUGGAGGAGAUAAGUUGACGUGGAGAAAAGACGGGGACAGAAUAUAUAUCGAGCCGGAAAGAAUCAGGGUAGAGAGCAUUGCAGAGCAGGUUUCUAACGGCGAGGUAUGGGUAAUCGAUGGGGUUAUCAAUUAAACAGACUGAUUACGGACUGAUUAUGACCUUCCUGGCGUCACAUAUCGGUAUCUAUCAACUGGGGCUUUGUUUCCCUUGUAUCAAUUUUAUUCAUCUUGUACCAAAUCGGCGAUCCGAUGUGGCUGCAUAAUUCUUAUCAUCUAUUACUGC